Anarrhichthys ocellatus (wolf-eel) is the source of this 1739-nucleotide messenger RNA. RefSeq names its product DnaJ heat shock protein family (Hsp40) member A (gene dnaja). The coding region runs from base 133 to 1320 and encodes 395 amino acids. The transcript has 8 exons. NCBI's taxonomy places the organism in Eukaryota, Metazoa, Chordata, Actinopteri, Perciformes, Anarhichadidae. Gene Ontology annotation, molecular function: Hsp70 protein binding; ATP binding. Gene Ontology annotation, biological process: response to heat; protein folding. The record is from RefSeq and is a predicted model, not a curated record.
CUUCCGGCGGCCCCCUCUUCUCACAGCUCUCCAGAAAGUUCUGCACGGUAGAGCCUUUAUAAGAACCAGCCAUCUUCCGUCACCAGUCUCAGCGAAAGCUAGGAUAUUAACAUCAACUGUCAAGUUGUCACCAUGGUGCACGAAACCGGCUACUACGAUCUAUUGGGUGUCAAUCCCAAAGCCUCACAAGAUGACCUUAAAAAAGCGUACAGGAAACUGGCAUUGAAAUAUCACCCCGACAAGAACCCCGAUGAGGGCGAGAAGUUCAAGCUUAUUUCUCAAGCAUACGAGGUGCUGUCAAACCCAGAGAAACGAGACCUGUAUGACCAAGGAGGAGAACAAGCGAUCAAAGAGGGAGGCAUGAGUGGAGGAACUUCUCCAAUGGACAUGUUCAACAUGUUCUUUGGAGGUGGAGGAAGGAUGCAGAGAGAAAGAAGAGGGAAGAAUGUUGUCCAUCAGCUUAGUGUUACACUGGAGGAGAUGUACAAAGGCAGCUCCAGGAAGCUUGGACUUCAAAAGAGUGUAAUUUGUGAAAAAUGUGAAGGUUAUGGUGGUAAGAAAGGUGCCUUGGAGAAGUGCUCAACUUGCAAAGGAAGAGGAGUACAAGUGAAGGUGCAACAGAUUGGACCGGGCAUGAUCCAGCAGAUCCAAAGCAUGUGUGCAGACUGCCAGGGACAGGGCGAGAAAUUUAACUCUAAAGACCGCUGCAAGAGCUGCAACGGACGCAAAGUAGAACGCAAGAAGAAAGUUCUUGAAGUUCACAUUGAUAAAGGUAUGAGAGACGGUCAGAAAAUUACAUUCACUGGAGAAGGCGACCAGGAACCUGGAUUGGAGCCCGGGGACGUGAUCAUAGUUCUGGAUCAGAAGGAGCACCCUGUGUUCCAGAGAAAAGUCAACGAUCUGACCAUGAAGAUGAACAUCAAACUGGCUGAGGCUCUGUGUGGUUUCAAGAAGACCAUUCGAACAUUAGAUGACCGAAUGCUCAUCAUCGCCUCACAGCCGGGUGAAGUAAUCAAGCACAGUGAUGUCAAAUGUGUUCAGAAUGAGGGCAUGCCAAUUUACAAGGAACCUUUUGAGAAGGGCCAGCUUUUCAUUAAGUUCCAGGUGGAUUUCCCAGAGACGGGCUGGCUUCCAGAGCAUCUCAUGUUCCAGCUGGAAAGACUGCUUCCUCCCAGGGAGGAAGUGAUGAUUACCGACGACAUGGAGGACGUGCAACUCUGUGAGGUGGAUGUGCGGACGCAACAGAGAAGCGCCAGUGGGGAAGCUUAUGAGGAAGACGAGGAGGGUCCCAGAAGUGGAGUGCAAUGUCAGACGCAGUAAUCGUAAAACAAUGUGUUGUAGAGCAUGUGGGUUUUCUGUUUCAGAUUAUUUUCUUUUUUGUGAACAUGCUUUUAAAGUUCUGUUUUUCAAAGUAAUAUAAUGCAAAGAACAUUAGGUUUAAAACAGCUGCCAAAGCUGUUUUUUGAGCAACACUCCUGGUAUAUAUGCAAGUGGAGUACUCAUUGUACGUUUCAUUUGUGCUCCCCAAGUUAUCAAAACUGUACUUUGGCUCACCGUCCCGUAUGUUCGGUAUUUACAAUCCAUGUCUUUUUAUAUAUCUGUGUGUGUUUCCUAAGAAAUCAAUGGCACAUAUAUUUUCAGAAGCCCAACGGACUACUUCUAUGCUUUCUGUGAAGGUAAUUUCAAUCUUUACAAACUGUUUUUGUUCAUUUCUCAAUAAAAGUCCCAGAAUGCUUCAA